Messenger RNA from Solanum dulcamara, 4204 nucleotides. Its product is annotated as pentatricopeptide repeat-containing protein At4g13650. The coding region runs from base 110 to 3283 and encodes 1057 amino acids. Gene Ontology annotation, biological process: RNA modification. Lineage: Eukaryota; Viridiplantae; Streptophyta; Magnoliopsida; Solanales; Solanaceae. The transcript has 6 exons. Gene Ontology annotation, molecular function: RNA binding; zinc ion binding; protein binding. The record is from RefSeq and is a predicted model, not a curated record.
UGUUCGUUGUUUAAAACAUUACUCAGAUACCACAGAGAAGAGGAGAAAACGAAAUUGGAGCUCAAUUAGGUUUACAAAAAAAGAUGAAUUUAGUGGAAACCCAGAAUAGAUGAUGAAAAUUAUUCAUUCCCUUUUUAAGUCUUCUCAUUGUCUUCGCAAGGAAAUUCGGAGUUUUCAAUAUGGGAAACCAAUUAGAUUGAAAAACUUUAGUUAUACUAGUUGUGCAAGUAUAAAUUCGCUGGUUCUUGAUGAUUGUUCAUAUGAAGAAAAUGAAUAUUAUCCAACUAAUGUUCAUCAGCGGGUAGCGAAAGAUAAAGGGUAUUUCGAUCAUACUUACUAUCUAAGCCUGCUAGAUAGUUGUUUGAGUGAAGGUUUAAUUGUAGAUGCCAAGAAACUACAUGGGAAGUUGUUGACAUUGGGAUUUGGUGAUGACUAUAGGAUUGGUGCUAGGUUUCUUGAUAUUUAUGUUGCUAGUGGAGAUUUAUCCAGUGCAUUGCAAAUAUUUGAUAAUUUGCCAAGUGGGAUUAGAAAUGUGUCUUGCUGGAAUAUAUUAUUGUCUGUUUUUUCACGGAUGAAAAGAUAUGACGCAGUUAUCAAUUUGUUUUCUCGAAUGAGAAGAGAAGAUGUUAAUCCAGAUGAGUGCACAUUUUCUGAAGUUCUGCAAGCCUGUAGCGAUAACAAGGCUGCAUUUCGUAUCAAGGGUGUUGAACAGAUUCAUGCUUUGAUUACGCGCUAUGGUCUUGGCUUGCAGCUCAUAGUGUCUAACCGUUUGAUUGAUUUGUAUUCUAAAAAUGGAUUUGUAGAUUCUGCUAUGCAAGUCUUUGAGGAUAUGGUGGUUAGGGAUAGUUCGUCUUGGGUUGCCAUGUUAUCUGUUUUUUGUAAGAACAACCGAGAAGAAGAUGCUAUUCUCCUAUAUAAGGAUAUGCGUAAAUUUGGAGUUAUUCCGACUCCAUAUGUUUUCUCGAGUGUUAUAAGUGCAUCCACAAAGAUAGAAGCAUUUAAUUUGGGGGAACAGCUCCAUGCUAGUAUCUACAAGUGGGGAUUUUUAUCUAAUGUUUUUGUUAGUAAUGCCCUUGUUACAUUGUAUUCUCGCUGUGGAUACUUAACAUUGGCAGAACAAGUAUUUGUUGAAAUGCCGAAGAAGGAUGGAGUUACCUAUAAUUCCCUAAUCUCUGGUCUCUCUUUGAAAGGAUUCAGUGAUAAGGCUCUACAGUUAUUUGAGAAAAUGCAGUUAAGUUCGUUAAAACCUGACUGUGUUACAAUUGCAAGCCUAUUGGGUGCUUGUGCAUCGUUAGGAGCUCUUCAAAAGGGAAGACAACUGCAUUCUUAUGCAACAAAGGCAGGUCUAUGCUCAGAUAGCAUUAUUGAAGGUUCUUUACUUGACCUUUAUGUUAAGUGCUCUGAUAUUGAAACAGCCCAUAAAUUUUUUCUCGGAAGCCAGAUGGAAAACAUUGUUCUUUGGAAUGUGAUGCUCGUGGGUUAUGGGCAGAUGGGUCAUUUAGAUGAAUCAUUCCAAAUCUUUUCACAGAUGCAUUUUAAAGGGCUACAACCUAAUCAAUACACAUACCCCAGUAUCUUGAGAACUUGUACAUCUGUUGGCGCUCUGUAUCUUGGAGAACAAAUACAUAGCCAAGUACUAAAAACUGGCUUUUGGCAGAAUGUUUAUGUGUGUAGUGUGCUUAUAGAUAUGUAUGCCAAGCAUGAAAAAUUAGAUGCAGCAGAGAAAAUCUUUUGGCGUCUAAAGGAGGAAGAUGUUGUAUCUUGGACAUCUAUGAUUGCUGGAUAUGCUCAGCAUGACUUCUUUGUUGAAGCUCUAAAACUUUUUCGAAAAAUGCAAGACCAUGGUAUUCGAUCUGAUAACAUAGGAUUUGCAAGUGCAAUCAGUGCAUGUGCCGGCAUUCAAGCACUCGAUCAAGGGAGACAAAUCCAUGCGCAGUCAGUGGUGUCAGGCUACUCAUUGGAUCAUUCAAUAGGCAAUGCAUUGAUUUUUCUUUAUGCUAGAUGCGGCAGAAUACAAGAUGCACAUGCAGCAUUUGACAAAAUUGAUACAAAAGACAUUAUUUCGUGGAAUGGCUUGGUAUCAGGAUUUGCCCAAAGUGGAUUUUGUGAAGAAGCAUUAAAAGUGUUUUCUAGAUCGCAUGGAGAUGGAGUGGAAGCUAACAUAUUCACAUAUGGAUCUGCUGUUAGUGCGGCCGCUAAUACCACUAAUAUUAAACAAGGGAAACAGAUUCAUGCUAGAAUAAUAAAGACUGGUUAUAAUGCCGAAACAGAAGCUUCCAAUGUCCUGAUCACAUUGUAUGCAAAGUGUGGAAGCCUUGUGGAUGCCAGGAAAGAGUUCCUUGAAAUGCAAAAUAAAAAUGAUGUGUCGUGGAAUGCCAUGAUAACAGGCUAUUCUCAACAUGGAUGUGGCAAUGAAGCUAUAGAACUGUUUGAGGAGAUGAGACAUCUUGGUGUGAAGCCGAACCAUGUCACCUAUUUGGGUGUUUUAUCAGCGUGUAGCCAUGUGGGUUUAGUUGAUAAGGGACUUUGCUAUUUCAAUUCAAUGAGUAAAGAUUAUGGUUUACUGCCAAAACUAGAACAUUAUGCAUCUGUUGUGGACAUUUUAGGACGAGCUGGCCAUUUGCAGCGUGCAAUGAAGUUUGUGGAGACUAUGCCAAUAGAACCUGAUGCAAUGGUUUGGAGGACCCUCCUAAGUGCUUGCAUAGUUCACAAGAACAUUGAAAUAGGGGAAGAGACGGGUAACCACCUCUUAGAAUUGGAGCCUCAAGACUCAGCAACUUAUGUUUUACUAUCAAACCUAUAUGCAGUUCUUGGAAGAUGGGAUUCUCGGAACCAGACAAGGCUACUAAUGAAAGGUAGAGGUGUUAAGAAAGAGCCAGGUCGUAGCUGGAUUGAAGUUAAAAAUACUAUCCAUGCAUUUUUUGUUGGAGAUAGACUCCAUCCACUAGCAAAUCAUAUCUAUGACUUUGUGGAGAAACUAAAUAAACGGGUAGUUAUGAUUGGUUAUGUUCAAGACAAUAAUAGUCUUUGGAAUGAUCUGGAAUUGGGACAAAAAGAUCCAACUGCUUAUAUUCACAGUGAAAAGUUAGCUAUUGCAUUUGGACUUCUAAGCUUGCCUGAAAUGAUUCCCAUACGAGUGAUGAAAAAUCUUCGCGUCUGCAAUGACUGCCACAAUUGGAUAAAGUGUGUGUCGAAGGUUGCAAAUCGAGCCAUUGUUGUACGGGAUGCAUACAGGUUUCAUCAUUUUGAAGAUGGUGAAUGUUCCUGCAAUGAUUUCUGGUAAUUGGAACUAUUGAAGUUUUGCAGUGUGGCAAAGAGGGUUUUAGGUACUAGAAGUUGAGACGAAAUAGUAAACUUCCAGUUUUUGAGAUUGAUGCUCUGGAUACCUUUAUAAUAGAGGUUGGUGCUUUCAACUGCCCAAACAACUGGACCAAAAACUGUUUCAUGCGUCCUCUCUGAUGAUAGCUGUUGAGCAUCCAGAUACAAAUGAAAAAUCAAAGGAUCAGAAGAAUAAGCUGAGGUGAAGUUCAAAAUUAUGAGCCUCAAGGUGAAAGGACCAAUGGAUUAUGUAUCUGAACUGGAGAUACCAAUGUAUUUUUCAAUUAUAUGGUAAACAACAUAAGUUUGGGGGAAAAUCUGCUCAACAUCACUCAGUCCUUGCACUGUUCUACAUGGUUUGAUGGACAAAAGGAUCAAGUAGCUAUAGAGAAAAUACUGUCGGCUAUCUUUCUCGAUAGGGAAAAUCCCAACCCAGAUUUGGAAAAACUGAAACUCCAGUCACCGGAGGCAGAUGCUGCAGUUGAGGCUUGCAAGAAAAAUGUGGAAGAUGUAGGUUAAAGAUUAAUGGUGAAGGACGCGUCAGAUAUGGAUGGGUGAGCUACGAUUUUAAGAUACAAAACUAACCUUGUAAGUUGUUUUUGUCCCAACUCAUGUUUCACAAUUCUGUUUUGUCCUACAUAUGCUUUGUAGAAGGUAAAGAGAGAGAAAUACAUAGAUAGGGUUGCAAAGAGGUAGAUUCAAGAAAUGUAAGCUUAGGCUGGAAAAAGAUUACCACUCUUGUUGAUCUGGGUAGUUGGUCGGUACGAGAGAUGUGGUAUUUGUUUAUACAAAUUAGUGUAACAUUCUCAACGUUACUUGGCAUAGCUACAAAGCUGUAUAGAAAUGUGAUUUCUUCAAGGAAGGGGAGGUUUUCAGUUUUGUAAGA